AUGCUGCUACCUCUAGCUCUCGAAAGAAGAAGAUAUCAAUCAUAUUAUCGCUUGGCGAGCUGUUGGUUGUUCGAGAAAGACCUGUGUCGAAGGACUUGCUCAGUGUACAGCCGAUGUUCUGGACCGAGAACCUUUCAAUGCAGUCGCACUGCAGGGGAUUGACACCCUGCAAUACGGUUACCGGUGCACGGCAUACUGAUCAGUGAGUUUAGUUCAAUCGGCACCGCGCAGUAAUGUUUCCGAUGAUGAAAUAAUUGUAGGCGAUUGGCUGUUGCCAGAGUUGACAGUGCCCUGAUCUGGACCAAGAUAUGAACGGUAUCGAGAUACGAAGAAGAACAGAGAAUUGUUGUCGAUGCUUGAUCAGAUGGCUUCCGGAGAAAUAGCGUCUGUCCCACGUGUCGAAGUACAGAAUAUCAAGGUGGAGGAGAUUGACGAUGACAGCCAUACAGAUACUUUGCUUCUAGAACCGACUAACAAGUACAUUCUUGACAAAGUGCUCGAGGAACAUACACAUGAAGCAGAUGUGAAGGAGCUGGGCAAUUUCAUCAUUGAUGAAUGCAUAGCAUCAGAGUCAUCUUCACCUGGAGACUGCGCUGAUUCAUCAUCCCUCCCUGAGCAAACGGUAAACACACCGGGCAACCCUGAGCAAGAUGUGGAGACCAUAUCCAAUGAGACGUCCCAGCAUGGCCGAGUGGAUCUACCGGCAUUCGGAAGUAGCUUAUUCCAGUUGAUUGAGGAACUAAAGUACUUCAGGACUGUGUACAGAGAUUCGGAAAAUCGACUGGUGCAGAUGAGAGCGGAAAAGCAGGAGCUAAAGAAACAAUUGGAGGAUACCACCGGUCAGUUGAAGGCGGUCACUGCACGUCAGGAAGGAAGAGAUAAAGAAACACGCAGGCAGAAUGAUGAGCAAGUUCAAGCCGUGGAAGCUGACAAGGAAAAGAUCGCAUCACAAUGCCACUACCUUGAGCGGCAGCUGGAGGCAACGAAGGAGGAGCUGCGAACAACACAGCUGUCAAACUAUGGACUUGAAAAGAAGCUCAGUGACCAGGCCUUUCAAGUCCAGCAGGACCAAGCAGCAAACAACACUAUCCUGUCAAGAGUGGCCGCUUUAGAACAGAAAGCGAGCAACAUGGUCAAACAGGCUCAAGAUGCAUCUAUGCUGCUUGACCAGCUGAAAGACAAUAUGCAAAUUGUGGAGAAGAGACAAGAGCAGUUGAUGUUAGUCAAUGAGCAAGAGAGAACUCGCCUUGGCAAAGCGCAACAGGACUUGGCCAACGCUACUCAAGACAUGGCAGCCUUGCGUUCCGAGUUCGCGGUGGCUUCCAGUGACACUGCAGCGUCAGCUCUUGAAAUGGGAAAGCUAACCGGACAAUAUCAAAAGGAAAUGGCCUUGAGGAAGCAACUUGUGGAGCAACUAGAACAGAGUCAACUGGAAAGCAAGCGGUUGAUUGGAUUGCUGUCUGAAAGUCACACGCUGGUCGAGCGACAUCAAGAAAAGGCCGAUAAGGAGCGGAGUUCAUCGGAGGAGGCGCUUGACAAGCUACACACAUCCAAUGCCUCUAUCGCAGAGUUAGAACAUCUUCAAGCAGUGGCUCAAGAACAUGAACAAGAACUAAAGGACAAGAUUCUUGACCUGGAGUCAGCAAAGUUGGAACUGCAGUCGAGACUGGAUUCAGAACACAAUAGAUGUGAUGACUUGCAACAAACAUGCAGCAACCUGGAGUCAUCAUGUCGAAUGGCCAAGGAAAUGGAAAAGAGGCUCAUGGAUCAGAUAAAGGCACUAGAAGAGCAUACAGAGACUUUGAAAGAGGAGUGUGCCAGGCAUGUGACAGCCAGUGACCAAUCAAAGCUGCUGCAGCUCUCUGAUGAAUCACCUACACAUAGAUUGGUUCAUACGGACCAGAGUGCAUCUACUAAUGUGGAUAGCACAGAUCACAACAUGGCAACAACAGCAAUUCCCAGCAAGCCAUCACAUCAGCCGUCGAAUACUACAGACAUAGUAGAAAGCGUCUUGGAAAUGCCAGGAAAUGCCACAAACACAAGUGUGCUAUGUGGAAGCAAUGAUGCAGCUCAAGAAGUUCAGGCAGAGGAGUUGCCUAUGGAUACCGGUUUGAUAGCCACCAGCCUGAAAAUGGCCAACGAAGAGUUAGACAUGGCAAAUCUUCAGCACACAGCACCGUCAGAAUCCGGCUGCACGCUUCGCUCAGGAUUCAAUGACGCGCAUGCAGAAGCCGCUGCAAACUCUUCACCAGUGCAGCAGCUCAUCACACGAGAGAUAUUCAUGGCAUCACCGAGCCUGUCGGAAUCAUCUCAGGAAGUGGAAGGUCCUCGAAUAUGCAAACCAAAGCAAUGUGGAUCCGUUCAAUCUCCUCUACAAACUUGCACACGGCAGCAGCAGCGGGAAGCUGUGGGUGCACCACUAGAUGCAUUGGCACAGCGAGCUCCUUGUCAGGUUGGUUCGCAGCAGGAGCAGCAGCAGCAGCAGCAAAAGAAACAGGAGCAGCACCACCAGCAGCAGGAAGAAGAGCAGCAGGUGCCAAUUACCUGUACGAAGCAUGACGAUGCCGCUCAACACAUUCCCUCAAAAGCCACAGUAGAAAUGACAGCAAGCUCCAUGAUGAUGUUAGGCUCCAAAGAAUCAUUGUCAAAUGUGGACAUGUCAGCCAACACAGGAUUAGGAGAAAAGCAGCACAGGGACAAGAGCCACAGCUACACAGCCACUGAGUCGAGCAAUGCUAGCGAAACAGUAGCUGAUGGCCGCAGUACAAGGACAGAGUCCACUGGGAAUCCCAAGGCUGACAUUGAUCAUACUAGAUGCGCAGGCAACGCCGUUGAAGAUGACAAUCCAGACAAACAACUGCUGAGUACAGUAGAUAAUCAGGCAGAUCCGAUCAAGCCUGCCCAAAAACGACUCUGCAUUGGGGUGGCUCACAUUGGGUCGAAAGAGUGGGGGAAGGGCACUAGUUGUAGUGCAGCUGCAGAAGAGGAUAGGCGUCAACCAGGCUUUACCAGAGAUAAGCUACUCAACGAAGCUGUCUCUGCCCCAGUUCUACUAGCACCUCAACCAAUUGGAUCGAUUUCCCCAGCACCCUCGCAGUCUGCUCCUAUUCCACCCACACCUCCAACAUCACCUUCACCAGAGAAUGUUACUGAACUGUGUGGUCAGACCCAUCUCGCCUCAAUCAGUGACGCAACACCACAGCCAGCAGCAGUGGAUGGAACUAGUAGCCUGCUGGCUAGUUUUUCAGAUGACAGUCAGGAUGAGCAGGUGGACAAUGCCAGUGUGUCACACUGUCUUAAGCUGCUCAUGAGCAGGGCUCCUGCAAAGCGUUUGCUGAAGCGCAAACACAACACUGCUGCAGAACACGAACCCUGAUCAUCUGAUGCAGAGAAGUGGUUCCCCUAGUACCCCCAUCUCACUAUGCAAUCAAACGUCAGUGCCAUCAGUGUGACCUGUACACACAUGGAAUCUCAAAAUUCAGUGACAUUUCAUUUCAAUGGUCAGCUGAGAAGCUGCGUGUUUUUCAGUUCUUGUUCAUCUGCAAUCCUAUCAUAGAUAGCUUGUUAUACAUUCAGCACCAUAAGUGAUAUAUUCUCUUUCAAGCCAACAGUGUGAUCUGUCAGUCAAUUGGCUCUAUGGUGAUCAUUUUGCAGCAAAGUCGCAGUAGUGAUGGCAAUUAUUUGCCUGGAGAAGGCAGAACAAGAAUUGCCUUUGCUUGUGGUUAAAAGUAAAAUAAAACAACAACAACAACAACAACAACAACAACAACAACAACAUUAUCUCUGAUUGGCCACUCAGGGCUAUUGUGAGAAUAAAGAUUUGAAACAACAACAACAACAACAACAACAACAACAACAACAACAACAACAACAACAUUAUCUCUGAUUGGCCACUCAGGGCUAUUGUGAGAAUAAAGAUUUGAAACAACAACAACAACAACAACAACAACAACAACAUUAUCUCUGAUUGGCCACUCAGGGCUAUUGUGAGAAUAAAGAUUUGAAACAACAACAACAACAACAACAACAACAACAACAACAUUAUCUCUUAUUGGCCACUGGCUAUCGUGAGAAUAACGAUUUGAAACAACAACAACAACAACACUAUGCUUAUCGCCCGGUGCAUGCUAAGUCGGUUACCACAGUACUUUGCCAUGUGCGUAAGCGGGAUACAUGUAUGUACUGCAUCGUUGCGCUGUCCACCUAGCAGAUAUACCUGGUGGUUGCAGCCGGAGAAGUGCCGAUAGUUAAUCUCACCGCAUUCAAGUUUCACUUUAUUCCAAACACGUGUUACUAGUUUUACCCUUGGACAGCAGAGGGAUACAGGAUACGGGGUACGAGAGAAAGGUACGGGUUCCGGAUACAGGGAUACUGUGGAGCGAAAAGUGAGUUCACCAUAGGGAGUUGAGAAUUUUGGACUUAGAAAAAAACGAGAGUUCGCCUUAGGGAGUUGGGAUUUCUGGGACUUUGCUGAAAAAUGGUCAGUUCACCAUCUUUCUUUCCAUCGCUUUUUCUUCUUACAUAUAUUUUUUCCUUACCCUUUAGAUUGGUUUUUGCAUCAUCUCCAUCGCUUACAUUGUGUAAUAAAGUAAUCCAAAUGUCA
This is a messenger RNA of Sycon ciliatum, 4603 nucleotides long. RefSeq names its product centrosome-associated protein CEP250-like. NCBI's taxonomy places the organism in Eukaryota, Metazoa, Porifera, Calcarea, Leucosolenida, Sycettidae. The record is from RefSeq and is a predicted model, not a curated record. The transcript is spliced from 14 exons. Bases 353 to 3376 code for a protein of 1007 amino acids.